Meloidogyne enterolobii is the source of this 415-nucleotide messenger RNA. NCBI's taxonomy places the organism in Eukaryota, Metazoa, Nematoda, Chromadorea, Rhabditida, Meloidogynidae. The record is from the annotation of a GenBank genome assembly.
UUGGUGGUCGAUGGAAAAGUAAUUUUAUUUCGGAAUUAGCCCAUACAUUAAUGAGAAAUGAUUUGUCACUUUUUAUUUUUGGUUUUGGUAUUGGGGCUGGAUUAGAAUUAAUUAAAAAUCAUUUAAUUAUUGGACAAGUUUCUUUUUACAAAGUUUUUCGAGAAAAGAAUGUCCCUAGAGAAUUGGAAGGGUUUGAAAAUGAGUUGAAGGAAAGAGAACAAAGAAUUAAAAAUAGUUUAAAAAGAAUGAGAGAAGAAAAUAUGAAAUUAAAUUAAAAUAUUUUUUCUCUUAAUUUGUUUGUUUUUGCUUUAAAAUUGUUGGAGGGAAAGAUUAAAUGAUUGAUUUGUCCCCAGAAAAGGAAAAUAUAAAAAAUUGUUUUGCCAAAGCAUAAUCGAGUGUGUGUGUUGAGUUGAAA